AUGUCAAUUAACUAUGUUCCUCCAAGCCAAAAAUUAUUCAACUCCAGACAUAGGAUUAGCAGACGCGAUCUGCAACAGUUCUCCAAUUUAAAUACGGAUUGGACUACGGUGCUCGAUGUUCCAAUAGACUUUGAUUCGCAGUUGAUCUCUUACGCAGUACCUGUGAUUGGUGAUGUAAGUCAGCAGCCUACUAAAACGCAUUCAAGUGUUAGUAAGAGAUCGACCGCGAAUUGUUCCAAAUACAGCAUUUCGAGUGAUUAUACAGAUACGAGCAGUGUAUUUGAACCUGAUUUGAAAAUAAGAAUGCUAGGAAAUGUAAGCCUUGAAUCACUGGUACAAGAAAAUAAAGAAAAAAUAUCGAGUCGACAAGAAUCUAUAGAUCUUUUCGAAUCAACUGGACAACAUGAUGAAGCGCAAAGAUUGAAGCGUGCAACUAAAAAGGAAGAUCUAAAAUUAAGAUGUGAAAAUAGGCAGUUACUGGUACGAGAAGAUUUUCUCGCAAAAAAAUGGGAAGCGAUUCGUAAAGACGAUGAUUAUGAGAGACUUUUGUUCGCAAUGCGAGCGUCUGGAAUAUUUUGGUUUGGAGUACCGGGAGAUAUCAGACGUCCGAUUUAUGCAAAGUGUCUGUACGAUUGUGAUGUCACACAUAUCCAAAACAGGGAACUAUAUGAAAACAUAUCAAAGUGCCUGAAAGGGGACGAUAGAUUAUCGAGACAAAUAUACUCCAACUUGAGUCGCAGUCUUGAAUGGUUCAAUACGAAUUCGCCUUGCAAAUUUAGUAAAGUUCUCGAGACUCGACUGCAGCAAAAAUUCAGUGGAUUGUAUUACCAUUUAAAAGAAACUGUUAAAAAAUCAAUCUUUUCCGAGUUUUUAAAACCACUAAUAGUGAAUGGAAUAACUAAUGCUAUACGAGAUCAUCAUCAAGAUGAAUUAGGUUUAGAAAUACUUGACGUACUCAUAUUCUCAAUGUACACCAGAGAACUGGAAACGGUCAUCUUAGAUGAUUUCUUAAGCAAUAUGCUGAUGCAAACGUACCAUAAAUUCUUCAGCAAUGACUCAGAGGUAUUUGAUAAGCAAUUAUUGAACAUUAAGGUUGAACCGGUGCAAGUGUUAGAAGCAAUACGACAGAAACAUGGUAAAUCAAUAAUAAAUUCACUCAGGCAUGUCACGUGA
Molecule: messenger RNA, 1173 nt
Organism: Zygotorulaspora mrakii
Lineage: Eukaryota; Fungi; Ascomycota; Saccharomycetes; Saccharomycetales; Saccharomycetaceae
Gene: MLO50
Product: Mlo50p
Exons: 1
Coding region: 1-1173 (390 amino acids)
Source: RefSeq, a predicted model, not a curated record